Molecule: messenger RNA, 1197 nt
Organism: Lindgomyces ingoldianus
Lineage: Eukaryota; Fungi; Ascomycota; Dothideomycetes; Pleosporales; Lindgomycetaceae
Product: pectin lyase-like protein
Exons: 1
Coding region: 1-1197 (398 amino acids)
Biological process (GO): carbohydrate metabolic process
Molecular function (GO): polygalacturonase activity
Source: RefSeq, a predicted model, not a curated record
AUGGCUCGCCUUCUCUUCUUUAUUUUGGCCGCUAUCAUUGAGAAAUGCGUCAAUGCAAACCGUUAUCCUGCAACAUCACUUGAAAAGCGAGCAACAUGCACUCCUCUCGCGCAGGGCUAUGAGAUGAUAGACGAUGCCCCGGCCAUCAAUGAUGCUAUCAAGAAGUGUGGAAAUGGAGGCACAAUCGCCCUCCCCGCCGACCAAAUCUACAGUAUCCGCUCGCCAAUCGAUUUCUCAACCUGCCGUAAUUGUGACUUCCAGCUUGAGGGUCAACUCCUCUUUUCCUCCGAUCCCGACUACUGGGACAAGCAAAAGGCUAUGAUAUCGAUGUCUGGAGUCCAAGGAGCCAAACUACGAAGCUUGACCGGAAAGGGCCUCAUCGACGGCAAUGCCCGUAUCUUCUACCAACGAAACAGUGACACAUACGGAAGAGGUUUGUGGAAAUCGCCAGUCUUCAACCUCAUUCGGGAGUCUUCCACCAACAUUCUUAUCGACAAUCUAACCAUCAAGAAUAUGCCAUUCCAAUUCUUCCGCGUCGACGAGCGAAGCUCCAAUAUUCGCUUCACGAGACUGAGCGUCAUUGCUGAGAACCAAGCUUGGUAUAUGCCGUGGACACGAUCCGACACUAUUGGGUUCCAAUUUCGCAACUGCUCUUCCAUCACCAUGGAUAGCAUCAACGUAGACUUUAAGAGUGUUGAUACACAGCCCAACGCGGGGGCGUGCGUCGGCAUCGAUUACGGCACCAGCAACAUCAACAUCAACAACAUCCAAUGCAGCACUUUCGACGGUGUCAUGAUAAUGUUCGGUACGGUUGUCGAUGACAAGCCGUUCCCGGCCGCUGGAGAUCAAACCGCAAAGAACAUCUACAUUUCCAACUACACCGCCAAAUCUAUAGUCAACGGCGGAUUCCGAAAUUUACCGGAUUACAACUACCCGGUUGUUAGUAAUCUUACUUACGACGGAGUUACGGUUACAAAUGGGACGUCUCUCAUCGAUGAUCUUUGCUUUAAGCUGGAUAAUGGCCGCUCACCUGGUCAAUGUUCGGUGGCGAGGAGCAUCUAUAAGCAAGCAACUUUCUCAGAUAUCUGGUUCAAGAAUUUCAAGGGGAAGGUUGGUCCCGCAUCCUUGGAUUGCUUUAAUCCUCAGAGCACGUGCGACUUUCACUUUGACAACUGGGUGAACACGACAGUUUUGUAA